AUGCCGUCCACGCCGUCGCUGUCCCGCAGAGGCCUCCGCAAUGAACGCCAGACCAACUCGCCAUAUUCGCGCCCCUCGAACACGCGAGAGUCGCGUUCGGGCAAGUCGUCGGCCCUUGCCUCCCCUUCCCGCAGCGGCUUCCACCCACUUUCGUCGCUCUUUGGCAUGGUCACAAGCUCGUGGCGCCGCAAGCGCGAUGAUGACAACAUGUCCGUGUCUGGCUCUGAGGACGACUGGAACGGAACGGCACCAAACGGCAUGGAGGGCCAAGAUGUUUUCAAUCUGGCUGCCGCGGCCGGUCGUACGGGUUCCGAGUUUGACACUCGCGCUGAGACCUGGCGCAAGGGCAAGGGCAAGUUGAGGGCUGGACUGUCUUCGUCGAAGUCCAACUGGGGACUUCUCGGCCUGAGCGGUGACGACACGAUCCGUCCCUCCCCAUCGAUGCCCGCGCUUCGCACGGUUGCUCAACAGAGCACGAGCGGCUUCUCGUCUACUCUUUCCCCUCCCACGGCAACAACCAGCGCCUUGACACCACCGCCCAGGGGCGGUAUUCUCCGUCGUGCCGCGUCCACCAUUGCUCUGCAGAAGUUCAUGCAGGAGAAGGGUGUUGAGCUCGGCCCCGACGACGCAGACGUGUUGGAGCACCUGGCCCGUGACCUUCGUGAGGUCCGUACCCAGUCCAGCCCCAAUGUCGGUCUGGGUGGUUGGAGCGCCGGAAUCACGGCUCCGAACGGUAACGGCAACGACGCCCACUUGACCCCCCUCAAACAGACCGCCUCUGCUCCUUCGGUGGGAACGCCUGGUUCCUCGUUCUCAGUUGGCUCCAACGCGCCCCUUCACCCUUCUCGUGCAUCCACCUCUGGUCGCCAGGUCACCUACCUUGGUCCUGGCAUGUCGCCCAGGCGUCUGGCACCGCGAAACAAGCCCACCAUGAAGCCCCUCUUCGAGGGUAUCGACAGGAAGGACGACGCCGGCAAGAAGCGCAAGGUCGACUCCGCCGAGAGCGAGGACAGUGGCAGCUCUUCAUCUCCUUCCUCUGCGCCGGGAACAGCGGCCGCGGCUGCCAUGGCAGCUGCCUUCAACAAGGGACGCAUCGUGAGCGGCUCUUCGACUCGCCCGUCGCCAUUAAACCAAAGCACGACUGUCGUUCCCUCCCCUGACCGUGUGCAGGCGGGCAAGCGCCGCGCCGCAGACAUCAUGAAGGAGGUCAUCGACGCUGAGCUUGGACCCCGCAAGGCCACAAAGCCAAGCCUCGUCAUUAGCGAGUACGACGAGCCCCGUCUUCCUUCAACGAUGGCUCAGUCCAGCUCUCGCGUUGCCGCCACCCGUUCAAGCCUGCGCAAAUCGUCCAGCGGCUCCAAGCUUGCGGCUCGCGCGUCGAUGAGCGCGUCCCGUGGUGCUGCGGGACAGCUGGAGCGUUCGCGUGGAUCCACACGAAAGCUCAGCGUGCUUGAGCUUGUCAGCGGUAUCAACGCUUCCACCGAGGACGCCCCCGAGCCCGAGGCUGAGGACGCCGAGAUGGAUGAGGUGGCUGCUCCUCCGUCUGCAUUCUCCUUCAAGCCUGCGGCGCCUGCGGCGCCGGCUCCGUCGCCCAAGCCUGUUACCAAGGUGCCCGAGCCCGAGGUGUUCAAGGCGCUCCCUGUGCCAUCAUUGUCACAGUCUACUCUUGGCCAGUCGACCUCAAAAGCGCCAUCCAAGUCGCCCACCCCCGUUUCCACCGAGUCGGCCGCUGUGGACUCUAUCGUUGCUGCCUCCAAACCCACUCCAGCACCAGCUUUCAACCCUCGUCCCGUCGGCCUUGGUCCCCCUCCUGCAGCGGCUGCCUCCUCGCUCGCCAACCGCGCCGGGAACCGUGCCGUGGCGACUGUGUCCCGUCGCGUCGACCCCAGUGCCAUCUACCUCAGCGCCAAGGACUCGGCCCUCAACGUUGAAAAGGCCGCCCUUCCAUUCUUCACCUUUACCCUCCCACCACAGACCAAGGGCCAGCCCAGCACCACGGUCAAGGAGGCUGCGCACUCGCGUCCCAAGGAGAGCUUCAACUUCACGAUGAGCCAACCUGCUUUACCCUCCGCCUUGCUCUCGCCUCCCAGCUCGCAUGUUUCCGUCACAACUCCUCUCCCCACUGUACCGGACGAGUCACCAGAGCCCAUCAAGGUCGUCAAGCCUGCUGGCGAGUGGACUUGCAGCCUCUGCAUGCUCCAGAAUCCCGCAUCGGCCACUGAAAAGUGCAGCAUCUGCGAGGCGCCCAAGCCCGGCGCUGCGCCUGCUGUUGCGACAAAGCCCAUCUCCAUGCCCGCUCCUCCGUCGGUUCCCGCUGCCGGCGGAUUCACCUUUGGUGGCAAGCCUGUUACUGCGCCGGCCACCACCACUCCUGCUCCCGGCGGGUUUACAGGCUUUGGCAAGCCCGCCGCUCCCAAGCCCGCCGCAGCGGGUGGCGCUGACUGGGAUUGCGGCCUCUGCAUGCUGAAAAACCCCGCCUCUGCCACCGAGAAGUGCUCAAUCUGCGAGGCCCCACGCCCUGGUGCGACUCCCUCCGCUUCGUCAAAGCCUGCUGCCCCUCCUGCUCCUCCUUCGGUGCCCGCCGGUGGCUUUUCGUUUGGCGGCAGCUCGUCGUCGUCCUCAGCGGCCCCCAAGUCGAGCUUCAUGUUUGGCAAACCCCCUGCUGCGGCCGGCGAAUGGGAGUGCGACACCUGCAUGCUCAAGAACCCCGCCACCGCGACCGAAAAGUGCACCGUCUGUGAGGCCCCCAAGCCCGGUGCCACGGUCUCCACCCCGGCUGCACCCAAGGGUGGCCUCCCUGCACCCCCCGCCGGCGGCUUUAGCUUUGGCGGCAAGCCCGUCGCGACUGCACCCCCCUCGGCCCCCUCUACCGGCCUCACCGGCUUCUCUUUCGGUGUCAAGCCUCCGGGCACCGCCGCUGCAGCUCCAUCCUUUGGCGCCCCUCCUGCUGGUGGCUUCUCGUUCGGUGCCAAGCCCCCUACCACCGGCAGUUUCUCGUUUGGCGCGCCCGCCGCGCCUGCUCUCCUCGCCAAGCCCACUGGUGCGGCCGACGACGGGACCGUACACCAGCCAGAACAAACCGAAGGCAAACCCCCUGUUGCUAAGCCCACUCACUUUCACCCGCAGCCCAGCUGGGCCAGCCGCUCUGCUGUUCAUCUUAUGCGUCCUCGCUCACAUUCUGAAUCGGUGCGACUUCUGGACGCGCAGGACCCGCCCCUUGGCCCCUUGUCGUCGGGCAUCAUCGAUGAGCCCAGCACCCUCGUCAUGGUCGAACGAGCAUUCUACACACAUGGCCAUGAUGUGCAGAUUACAGACAUGAAAGGCGGUGUGGUGUGCAGUGUGCGUGGACCUGCCGGGAUGACGUUGGGCGGGAAGCGAGUCUUCUCAGAUACCACUGGCGCGCCCGUCAUGACCCUCUCGACCAACUCGAAUCCCUACGCAAGGGUGUUCAUCGGUACAGCGGGCGACACCACUGUCAAGGCGGCAGAGGGGCAGGAAGCUGGCACGCAACUGUUCACUGCCAAACGCAAGAUGGGGGUAAAGCACCACAUGGCCGUGGCAUUCACCAAUGCGGCCGACGGACAGCCGACAACGCUCGAGCUGCGCGGCGACGUGUUGGGGAACAAGGCUGCAGUGCUCACUGCCGACGGGAGGGAGACGGUCGCGCACUUUACCAGGACGUUGGACGGGAUCCGCGAACCCAAAGUCAUGACGUACUAUGUCGGCGUUGCGGCCGGCGUUGACCGCGUGCUCAUGGCCGCGCUCUGCCUGGCGUUGGUGCAGGCCAAAGACGAGAGGCGCAACUUUGGUGCCCAGUAG
Apiotrichum porosum is the source of this 3819-nucleotide messenger RNA. RefSeq lists its product as uncharacterized. The transcript has 7 exons. Bases 1 to 3819 code for a protein of 1272 amino acids. Lineage: Eukaryota; Fungi; Basidiomycota; Tremellomycetes; Trichosporonales; Trichosporonaceae. The record is from RefSeq and is a predicted model, not a curated record.